This is a messenger RNA of Melozone crissalis (California towhee), 4947 nucleotides long. RefSeq lists its product as uncharacterized. The coding region runs from base 1 to 4947 and encodes 1648 amino acids. The record is from RefSeq and is a predicted model, not a curated record. The transcript is spliced from 42 exons. NCBI's taxonomy places the organism in Eukaryota, Metazoa, Chordata, Aves, Passeriformes, Passerellidae. Gene Ontology annotation, biological process: regulation of cell population proliferation.
AUGCAUCUCUCUAUUUGGACUGCAGUCCUUCUAGGACUCAUCCUGACUCCAGCCCUUGCUGAUUAUUCUCAGCAGUCAGGCAACAACUGCCAGGUCUCUGUUGGUGGUGUUUUCCAAAAUCUGACUCUCAGUAGUCUGACACGUGUGGUGGUUAUUGAACAAAGGAGCAACCAGUUCUCAUGGAAAACCGUCUGGAACUACAACACGGGUAUCAUUGCAACCAAAUUGGUGCAACAGAACACCUGCUACAUUUCUGUCAUGAACAGAAAUGAGAUGCCCAGCUUUGAGAAUCUGGCCCACAUGGCUUCACAGAAUGGGAACCAGAUGGGUCUUGGAAGACCUAGCAAGAAGAUCACCUUUGUCACCAAUGGACUGGUCAACAACCUCAGCUCCUAUGGAAUAGAAAUCUCAGCUAUGUGCAGUGGACUCACCACCUACAUGGCUACCGAAGUUCACAGACCCCAGGUGAAUCUGGGAUCAUGCAUUACCCUGGAUGUUCUGAGAAUUGUGGAGCUGGAUUACUGUGGUGGCAAUGGCAACUGGAAUGGCAAUAUCCCGUCUCAGCAGAUUCCUGGUGGCAUCUUCAACAACACGCAGGGCAACAUUUUCAACAACACUCAAGUCAUCAUUGGUGGCCGCUCCCAAAUUGUGACCAUCAACAGGCAAUGGCGUGUGGCAAUCAUUGAGCAAAGGAGCUUCACUGGGUCCUGGAGAACCAUCUGGAACUACAACACGGGUAUCAUUGCAACCAAAGUCAUUCAACAGAACACUUGCUACAUUUCCAUCAUGAACAGAAAUGAGAUGCCCAGCUUCAAUAAUCUGGCCCGCCUGGCAGAAGAGAGCAAGAACCAGUUUGGUCUUGGAAGACCUACCAAGAAGAUCACCUUUGUCACCAAUGGAUUGGUCAGCAACCUCAGGUCUUAUGGAUCAGAUGUCUUCUCUAUGUGCAGUGGACUCACCACUUACAUGACUUAUGAAGUUCACGGAGUCCAAGCCAAUCUGGGAUCCUGCAUUACCCUGGAUGUCCUUGGAGUCGUGGAUUUCAAGUACUGCACUGGCUAUGGCAAUGAUCAGUCUCAGCAGAUUCCUGGUGGCAUCUUCAACAACACGCAGGGCAGCCAAACACAUGUCGUCAUCAUUGGUGGCCAGUCCCAAAUUGUGACAAUCAACAGGCAAUGGCGUGUGGCAAUCAUUGAACAAACGAGCAUCAGUGGGUCCUGGAAAACCAUCUGGAACUACAACACGGGCGUCAUUGCAAGUAAAGUCACUCAGCAGAACGCCUGCUACAUUUCCAUCAUGAACAGGAAUGAGAUGCCCAGCUUUGAGAAUCUGGCUCACCUGGCAGAAGAGAGCAAGAACCAGUUUGGUCUUGGAAGACCUACCAGGAAGAUCACCUUUGUCACCAAUGGAUUGGUCAGCAACCUCAGGUCUUAUGGAUCAGAUGUCUUCUCUAUGUGCAGUGGACUCACCACUUACAUGACUUAUGAAGUUCAUGGAGUCCAAGCCAACCUGGGAUCCUGCAUUACCCUGGAUGUCCUUGGAGUCGUGGAUCUGAAAUACUGCACAGGCAAUGGCAAUGAUCAGGGCAGCCAAACACAUGUCGUCAUCAUUGGUGGCCAGUCCCAAAUUGUGACCAUCAACAGGCAAUGGCGUGUGGCAAUCAUUGAACAAACGAGCAUCAGUGGGUCCUGGAAAACCAUCUGGAACUACAACACAGGUAUCAUUGCAACCAAAGUCACUCAACAGAACACCUGCUACAUUUCCAUCAUGAACAGGAAUGAGAUGCUCAGCUUCAAUAAUCUGGUGCACCUGGCAGAAGAGACCAAGAACCAGUUUGGUCUUGGAAGACCUACCAAGAAGAUCACCUUUGUCACCAAUGGAUUGGUCAGCAACCUCAGGUCUUAUGGAUCAGAUGUCUUCUCUAUGUGCAGUGGACUCACCACUUACAUGACUUAUGAAGUUCACGGAGUCCAAGUCAAUCUGGGAUCCUGCAUUACCCUGGAUGUCCUGGGAGUCGUGGAUCUGAAAUACUGCACAGGCAAUGGCAAUGAUCAGGGCAGCCAAACACAUGUCGUCAUCAUUGGUGGCCACUCCCAAAUUGUGACCAUCAACAGGCAAUGGCGUGUGGCAAUCAUUGAACAAACGAGCAUCAGUGGGUCCUGGAAAACCAUCUGGAACUACAACACAGGUAUCAUUGCAACCAAAGUCACUCAACAGAACACCUGCUACAUUUCCAUCAUGAACAGGAAUGAGAUGCUCAGCUUCAAUAAUCUGGUGCACCUGGCAGAAGAGACCAAGAACCAGUUUGGUCUUGGAAGACCUACCAGGAAGAUCACCUUUGUCACCAAUGGAUUGGUCAGCAACCUCAUGUCUUAUGGAUCAGAUGUCUUCUCUAUGUGCAGUGGACUCACCACUUACAUGACUUAUGAAGUUCACGGAGUCCAAGUCAAUCUGGGAUCCUGCAUUACCCUGGAUGUCCUUGGAGUCGUGGAUCUGAAAUACUGCACAGGCAAUGGCAAUGAUCAGGGCAGCCAAACACAUGUCGUCAUCAUUGGUGGCCACUCCCAAAUUGUGACCAUCAACAGGCAAUGGCGUGUGGCAAUCAUUGAACAAACGAGCAUCAGUGGGUCCUGGAAAACCAUCUGGAACUACAACACGGGUAUCAUUGCAACCAAAGUCACUCAACAGAACACCUGCUACAUUUCCAUCAUGAACAGGAAUGAGAUGCUCAGCUUCAAUAAUCUGGUGCACCUGGCAGAAGAGACCAAGAACCAGUUUGGUCUUGGAAGACCUACCAAGAAGAUCACCUUUGUCACCAAUGGAUUGGUCAGCAACCUCAGGUCUUAUGGAUCAGAUGUCUUCUCUAUGUGCAGUGGACUCACCACUUACAUGACUUAUGAAGUUCAUGGAGUCCAAGUCAAUCUGGGAUCCUGCAUUACCCUGGAUGUCCUUGGAGUCGUGGAUCUGAAAUACUGCACAGGCAAUGGCAAUGAUCAGGGCAGCCAAACACAUGUCGUCAUCAUUGGUGGCCACUCCCAAAUUGUGACCAUCAACAGGCAAUGGCGUGUGGCAAUCAUUGAACAAACGAGCAUCAGUGGGUCCUGGAAAACCAUCUGGAACUACAACACAGGCAUCAUUGCAACCAAAGUCACUCAACAGAACACCUGCUACAUUUCCAUCAUGAACAGGAAUGAGAUGCUCAGCUUCAAUAAUCUGGCCCAGCUGGCAGAAGAGAGCAAGAACCAGUUUGGUCUUGGAAGACCUACCAAGAAGAUCACCUUUGUCACCAAUGGAUUGGUCAGCAAUCUCAGGUCUUAUGGAUCAGAUGUCUUCUCUAUGUGCAGUGGACUCACCACCUACAUGGCUUAUGAAGUUCAUGGACACCAAGUCAAUCUGGGAUCCUGCAUUACCCUCGAUGUCCUGAGAGUCGUGGAUCUGAAAUACUGCACUGGCAAUGGCAAUGGACAGUCUCAGCAGAUUCCCGGUGGUGAGGGCAACUCACACCUCGUCAUCAUUGGUGGCCAGUCCCAGAUUGUGACCAUCAACAGGCAAUGGCGUGUGGCCAUCAUUGAGAAAAAGGCUGGCAUUGGGUCCUGGAAAACCAUCUGGAACUACAACACGGGCAUCAUUGUAACCAAAGUCACUCAGCAGAAUGCCUGCUACAUUUCCACCAUGAACAGAAAUGAGAUGCCCCUCUAUGAUAACCUGGCUCACCUGGCACAAGAGAGCAAGAACCAGUUUGGUCUUGGAAGACCUACCAAGAAGAUCACCUUUGUCACCAAUGGAUUGGUCAGCAACCUCAGGUCCUAUGGAUCAGAUGUCUUCUCUAUGUGCAGUGGACUCACCACCUACAUGACUUACGAAGUUCAUGGAGUCCAAGUCAAUCUGGGAUCCUGCAUUACCCUGGAUGUCCUGAGAGUCGUGGAUCUGAAAUACUGCACAGGCAAUGGCAAUGAUCAGGGCAGCCAAACACAUGUCGUCAUCAUUGGUGGCCAGUCCCAAAUUGUGACCAUCAACAGGCAAUGGCGUGUGGCCGUCAUUGAGCAAAGGAGCUUCAGCAAGUCCUGGAAAACCAUCUGGAACUACAACACAGGCAUCAUUGUAACCAAAGUCACUCAGCAGAAUGCCUGCUACAUUUCCACCAUGAACAGAAAUGAGAUUCCUCGCUUUGACAACCUGGUUCACCUGGCAGAAUUGAGCAGGAACCAGUUUCUUGUUCCAAGACCUACCAAAGAGAUCACCUUUGUCACCAAUGGAUUGGUCAGCAACCUCAGGUCUUAUGGAUCAGAUGUCUUCUCUAUGUGCAGUGGACUCACCACCUACAUGACUUAUGAAGUUCAUGGAGUCCAAGUCAAUCUGGGAUCCUGCAUUACCCUUGAUGUCCUGGGAGUUGUGGAUCUCAAGUACUGCACAGGCAAUGGCAAUGAUCAGCAGAUUCCAGGUGGCAUCUUCAACAACACUCAAGUCAUCAUUGGUGGCAACUCCCAAAUUGUGACCAUCAACAGGCAAUGGCGUGUGGCCGUCAUUGAGCAAAGGAGCUUCAGCGGGUCCUGGAAAACCAUCUGGAACUACAACACGGGUGUCAUUGUAACCAAAGUCACUCAAGAGAAUGCCUGUUACAUUUCCACCAUGAACAGAAAUGAGAUGCCUCGCUUUGACAACCUGGCUCACCUGGCAGAAGAGAGCAAGAAUCAUAUUGGUUUCGGAAGACCUACCAAGAAGAUCACCUUUGUUGCCAGUGCAUUGGUGAACAACCUGAGGUCUUAUGGAUCAGAUGUCUUUGCUAUGUGCAGUGGGCUCACCACCUACAUGACUUAUGAAGUUCAUGGUGUGCAAGGACCCCAGGUGAAUCUGGGAUCAUGCAUUACCCUGGAUGUCCUGCAAGUUGUGGACCUGCAUUACUGCAGUGGUAAUUUCCAUGGCAAUGGACAGGUGAGAAAACCUUAG